AUGUUUCGGUCUGUAUCACGGUUGCUGCGUGCUCCGCCUCUCCAGCAUGCCCGCUCCCCGAGGUCCAGCCUGGGGGGUCGCCACGUCUCGUCACUAAAAGGUCCCGAUCGAUCGAUUACCGUGGCGAACGCCAGAUCGCCAGCCCCGGUUCUAGGCCAUUUUCGUCAUGCGGCUCGCCCUGUUUUACAACCUUCUCGGAGCACCAUCGGUCUCGCGCAUAUACCUCCCUCGUCGGUCAUAACCAUCCCUCUAUCCCGAGCAUACUCGCAAACCGUCGGUCCAGGCAUCUACUAUACACUCGAUCCGGAAGACGCAGAUAUGGCACGAAAGCCGAUUGAGACUGAUCUUAAACCGGCGGACAUCCUUGACGGUGAUGUACCUGAGCCUGCUGGUAAGGCUGAGAUGGCAUUGGAUCCGGAAUCAGACCAGGAUGUUGCACUGGAGGCGGAAGAGCUUCAAGCGGCCUUAGGAAGACCGCCCCCAGUCAAUAGUAGCUACCUGCCACUUCCCUGGAAAGGUCGCUUAGGAUAUGCUUGUCUGAAUACCUACUUGCGUUACUCCAAUCCUCCCGUGUUUUGCUCCCGUACUUGUCGCAUUGCCUCUAUCCUCGAAAACCGACACCCACUGCAGAAUCCCGACGAACCUGCCCAUCCUACAAAGAACCGUCCAGAUCGCAACCAACCCGCUGACGUAGCUCGUGGACAGGCUUUCGUGGAAGCUCUAGGUCUGGCCAAUGCCGCGGACUUGGUGAAGCUGCUGCGCUGGAACGACAAAUAUGGCAUCAAGUUCAUGCGUUUGAGCAGUGAGAUGUUUCCGUUUUGCAGUCACAAGGAAUAUGGAUAUAAACUGGCUCCAUUCGCCUCCGAAGUGCUAGCUGAAGCAGGCCGGGUAGUUGCAGAACUUGGCCAUCGCGUCUCUGUUCAUCCGGGGCAAUUCACGCAGCUAGGGUCUCCGAGGAAAGAGGUGGUAGAAAACUCAUACCGAGAUCUCGAGUACCAUUCGGAGAUGCUGCAGCUACUCAAGCUGCCACCUCAGCAGGACCGUGAUGCCGUUAUGAUUUUGCAUAUGGGCGGAGUCUUUGAGGGCAAGGCCGAAACUUUGGACCGGUUCCGAAAGAAUUAUGCCAUUCUAUCGCAAGAUAUCAAGAAUAGAUUGGUUCUAGAGAAUGACGACGUCAGUUGGACAGUUCAUGAUCUGCUCCCCAUCUGCGAGGAACUUAAUAUCCCUCUGGUACUUGAUUACCACCAUCAUAAUAUUUUGUUCGAUGCAAGCGAAGUCCGCGAGGGCACAGAGGAUAUUAUGCAACUCUAUGACCGCAUUGCGGCCACCUGGUCAAGGAAAAAUAUCAACCAGAAAAUGCAUUACUCUGAACAAACUGCCCCUGCCAUCACACCCCGCCAGCGCCGCAAGCACAGUGACCGCGUCUCAACAUUACCCCCUUGUAUCCCAACCAUGGACUUGAUGAUCGAGGCCAAGGACAAGGAACAGGCAGUCUUUGAGCUGAUGAGAACAUUCAAACUUCCCGGCUACGAUCUCAUUAAUGAAUUGAUACCCUUUACACGAACUGAUGAAAACAAACCCUUCAAACCCCCACGAAAAACCAAGAACAACACUGGCUUUGUUGACCUGGAGGGGUCCACCCCGCCAGUUCGCACAAUCUCCGAUGAUGAAGUCGGCAUGGGUGGGCCUGAUCGGAGAGUCUACUGGCCUCGAGGCAUGGAAGAGUGGCUCCGACCUGCCAAGAAAAUUGUGAAGACCAAGUCAGCAGCCAGUCCAGCAAAGGGCAGUGCGGCAAAGAAAAUCAAGAUUGAGCCCACUGAACCCAAUGGUACUGAAGUGAACGGUGUCUCCGAACCAGUAGCUAAGAAACCGGCUCGGGCACCACGGACGCCAGUCAAGUCUAAAUCCCGUGCGAAGCGCAAAGCCUCCGACAUCGAGUCUACCCCGGAGUCGGAAGAUUUGAACUCCAUACCUGCCGAAGAGCCCGCUCCAGUUGCGAAUCCUGCUUCUCGGCGAAGCAAUCGAGCUAAGAAAGUCAACUACGAUGAGGAUAGUGCAUAG
Molecule: messenger RNA, 2061 nt
Organism: Penicillium verhagenii
Lineage: Eukaryota; Fungi; Ascomycota; Eurotiomycetes; Eurotiales; Aspergillaceae
Product: UV-endonuclease UVE-1
Exons: 2
Coding region: 1-2061 (686 amino acids)
Biological process (GO): nucleotide-excision repair; response to UV; mitochondrial DNA repair
Cellular component (GO): mitochondrion; nucleus
Molecular function (GO): endonuclease activity
Source: RefSeq, a predicted model, not a curated record